AUGUUUCCGAAAUUAUCGAAUCCAAUUUAUGAUAUGGAUUUAACUGAAAAAAAUAAGUAUCAAAAAGAUCUAAUGUUUCUGGAUCUUUAAGGGCUCAAAAUAUAGAGACCAGCUUAACCAUUAUUUAAUUAACAAAUAACUGAUAAAAAUUUAUAAAAGGAUGAUCCUUCCAUAUUAAGAUUAAAGCAUGAAAGAUUUUAUAAUAGUUCAGUACCAUAAUUACCACCUUUAUACAUAAUUAGACCAAUUAGAAAGGAAGGCAAAGAUAGAGCUUAUAUUAAAGCAUAAUUUAUAAGAAAUUAGUUUGAAAAUUAUGAAAAACUAUUUUAGAGUUGA
This is a messenger RNA of Paramecium sonneborni, 336 nucleotides long. The record is from the annotation of a GenBank genome assembly. Lineage: Eukaryota; Ciliophora; Oligohymenophorea; Peniculida; Parameciidae.